CCAAAAACCCCCAACAACACAUGGAUUCUCAGGACCACUGCAACUCUCCAGGAGGAGGUAAGAGUUGUCAUGUAUGUACUAAAUGUGGUUGGAGUUAUCCAAAUCCACAUCCUAGUGCUAAAAACCGCCGUGCACACAAGAAAAUCUGUGGAACCAUCAAAGGAUUUGAGAUCUUUGAUUCCGAUAAGGCGAAACAGAAUCUUGAUUUGCAGGAAGAACACUGCUUGGUUGAUGAGCAAAAAACCCCAAGUCCAAUAGUUGUGGAAAAAGCUGCUGAUGAGAGAAUUGGGGAUGUUUCUGAAGAGGAUGUGUUUACUGAUGCUGUUUGUGAGUUCUCGAGAUCUGAUUCUUUUAAGGAAGAGACAGCUACAAACUUCGCGGCUAAGGGUACUGAGAAUCCCGGUGAAACUCAGCAGUGCAACAACUCAUUAACGGCCUCUGUGACGAAAAGUUCUGAAGUGGUUCAAGAGAGCUGUGAAGUUCCACUUGUGGAAGUUGAAGUAGCUUCCGAUAAUCGCCAAGGUGCAGAGCAUUCUACUGAAGGACACUCUAUGGCAUCUGAAACUGUGAUUGAGUCAUCACAGGAAGCUCAGGUCAUUGACAGUGGUGAUACCGUAUCAAAUGUUGAAUUAGAGACAGAAGUCAAAGGAAAUUUACCGGAUGAAUCUGAAUCGAAGUUAGCAUCUGCAUUAGGAAAGAGAGAGGAUACUUCAGAUUCAUCGUGGAAUGAUGAAGUGAUUUACUCGGACGUGGAGGGUCCCUAUGGAUUUUCAUCAGAAGCAACGAGUAUGACUCAUCCUGAUGAAGCUAGCUUUAUAGUUAGUGAGGAUGUUCCAGUCCAUACUUCCCCGGUAAAAGCUGAUGCAACUCAGUCAAUCUGUUCCAGUCAAUCUGUUCCUGAUGAGAUGCCUUUUGUUGAGAAUGCUGAUGUCUCUUUGCAUGGAAACAAAGGCCUUGAGAAAUUUGAAGUGAGUCAUUCUGUGAAUCCUCAUCUUCCUGAGACAUCUAAGGGAGAAUGUGAAACAGAUGCUCUUACUGAGGCAGAGAAUUUAGGAAUUCAGCCUGAAGGCUUAAGUAUGGGCUCAGAGGUUCCUUCAUCAGACAAGGUUCUUGUUGGAGACAAAAAUGAACCUCAAGGCCAAACUGAUUUGGUUGCGGUCAAGGAAUUUCCCAGUGCAGAGAACAUAAUGAUAUCUAAGAUUGACUCUGAGGAUAUUGAAAUGAAAGCUGAAGAGGGUGAAUCAUCAUUAGGGAAUGCACACACUGUUGAAUCAGAAACCUUGAGAGUUUCUCUACCUACUGUAAAUUCUAUAGUUGUUGACUCGAAUGCUGAUGUGAGCAGUGCAGCUAACAAAACUGGUUUAGUUGAUCUCGCCGGACAUGAAAGUGAACUUAUUCAAGCAAAUGUUGUGGCUGAGGAGGGGAACAACCCAAAAGACACGCUGAGUUCUGAAUCCUCUUGUUAUGUUUCUCCGGUAUCUGUUGUAUUUGAGGGAGAUGAUGCAAGUGAUAAGAUAAAAAGUUCUUCAGAAACAUCUAAAGACUCUGCCCUCCAAAUCGGUGCUGAAUUCUGUGAAAGUAAAGAUGAAGUUUGCAGAGAGAUUAACAACGGGAUGCUUGUGGAGGAAAGCAGUUUCAUAAACGAAACAAAUAAAACGGAAUAUCCUAUAAGCCAUUCUGGAUCCGCAGGCACUGCACCUGAUGACUCUGUUGAAACAGCUAAUCAGAAGUCCCUGGAAAGCGGAAGGACAGAAUUCAAUAGAGUUGUUGGUGGCUUGGGGGUAAUUCAAGCAAAUGAGAUUGAUGGUAAUGACAAAGCACACAACUAUUAUGCUGAGGUCCCAGUGACAAUAGAAUCAAACGACCAUCGAGAUUUUGGGAGAUUGCAGAAUCUUUCAGAAGCUCACAUUAGAUCUCUGGUUUCAAGUCCGCUAGUCACUAGAAAUAAUACAUCUAAUGCGUUUGAAUCCAACUUGGGAUCGAUUUCAGGAGUAAGCAGUGGAGUUAACAAACUAGAAAACCCAUCUCAGAACCAAGAAAUCACCUUGGAGAAGACAACAAGCUGGAGCACAGGAAAGGAGCAACACGUCCCGCUAAAGAACCUUCUGACUGAAGCUAGAUCACCAAGGCUACAACAACAAGCAAAGGAUAGUGAGAGUAACAACAUACCGAGAGUGAGUUCGAUACUGGGACAGGAGACAUCCCCUGAAGACUGUCGCUGGCCAGAGAAAAGAGAAGUGAGUGAAGAAUGGAAUUCGCCAGCAAAAGAGCUUCGAAAGAGUGUAAUGGAGAAUCUGACGACGGCGCAAUUUCUCCACAGAGCGACUCUACAGAAGAAGCCACCUCCUCCACCAUGGAAUUUGAACUCAAGCUUUCUCAAUUCUACCUCUUAUUCAAUAUCUAAACUCUCUUCUCUCCGCCGUGCUUUGCCCUUGUCUAUCAAUGGCGACGUGUCGCAGUCCACCUCUCUUAUCCACCACCACCACCGGUUUCUCAGUUCAUUGCCACGGCGGCUCGAACUUCCCGGUUCAUGUCCUCUACGGUUGCUUCAGGAAGAUGGAGAUUGGAGCAAAGACCAUUUCUGGGCUGUUAUUCGUUUUCUCCGUCACUCCUCAAGACUCCACGAGAUUCUUACUGUUUUUGAUGCGUGGAAGAAUAUUGAGCGUUCGAGAAUAAGUGAGACCAAUUACGAGAGGGUUAUAAGGUUUUUAUGUGAGGAAAAAGCGAUGAAUGAAGCAAUUCGAGCUUUUCGCGGUAUGAUUGAUGAUCAUGAGCUAAGUCCGUCUUUAGAAAUUUAUAAUUCAAUCAUCCAUGGUUAUGCUGAUGAUGGGAAGUUUGAGGAAGCUAUGUUCUAUUUGAAUCAUAUGAAAGAGAAUGGUCUGUUACCGAUAACCGAGACAUACGAUGGCUUGAUUGAAGCAUAUGGUAAAUGGAAAAUGUAUGAUGAGAUUGUUUUGUGUCUUAAGAGAAUGGAAUCUGAUGGUUGUGUGCGUGAUCAUGUUACUUAUAAUCUACUCAUACGCGAGUUUUCCCGAGGAGGGUUGCUUAAGAGGAUGGAGCAAAUGUAUCAGAGUUUGAUGUCGAGGAAGAUGACUCUUGAGCCUUCUACAUUGUUGUCCAUGCUUGAAGCUUAUGCAGAGUUUGGGCUAAUUGAAAAGAUGGAGGAAACGUGUAACAAGAUAAUAAGGUUUGGGAUCUCUCUGGAUGAGGGUUUAGUUAGGAAAUUAGCUAAUGUUUACAUUGAUAACCUCAUGUUCUCAAGACUCGAUGAUUUGGGUCGUGGCAUUUCUUCUUCAAGAACCCGUAGGACCGAUCUGGCUUGGUGUCUCAGGCUUCUGUGUCAUGCCCGACUUGUGAGUCGGAAAGGUUUGGAUUAUGUUAUUAAAGAGAUGAAAGAAGCUCGAGUUCCUUGGAAUACAACUUUUGCCAAUAUCACACUUUUAGCUUACUCAAAGAUGGGAGAUUUUAAGAGCAUUGAGCUGUUACUCUCUGAGCUACGGACAAAACAUGUGAAGCUUGAUCUUGUAACUGUAGGGAUUAUCUUCGACUUGAGCGAAGCUGGGUUCGACGUUACUGGAGUUUUCAUGACUUGGAAAAAGAUUGGGUUUCUUGAUAAGCCUGUGGAAAUGAAGACAGACCCUUUGGUUCAUGCUGCUUUUGGGAAAGGGAAGUUUCUUAAGAGUUGUGAAGAAUUGAAGAACCAGUCUCUUGGUAUGAGAGGGGAAGAAUCGAAGUCAUGCACUUACCAGUAUCUAGUGGAAGUUGUGGUUAAGAAUCAGGAAACUGUACCUUAGUAUGUAAAUUUGAACCUAUACAAACACUAGACUGUAUGUAGACACUAACACUUGUAAGCUUCUCUCAAGUCUCCCCUUCUACACGAUUCUCUCUGUUUGCAUUUGUCUUGUUUCUUCUUGUAUAGACCUUACACGGUCUUGUAUCAGUUACAUCAUUCCCUCUUGUUGAUAAUAGCUCGAAGAAUUGUUCCAUUUCGUCGAGAAUCUGUUUCUUCUUCUGGGUGUAUGUUUGGCUUCCACUUGUGUGUCCAAACGAAUUAGAUACCAUCAAAUGAACAAGAUAGUUGCAG
Molecule: messenger RNA, 4084 nt
Organism: Arabidopsis arenosa
Lineage: Eukaryota; Viridiplantae; Streptophyta; Magnoliopsida; Brassicales; Brassicaceae
Source: the annotation of a GenBank genome assembly